This is a messenger RNA of Cryptococcus wingfieldii CBS 7118, 3048 nucleotides long. RefSeq names its product recyclin-1. Gene Ontology annotation, biological process: exocytosis; Golgi to plasma membrane transport. Bases 1 to 3048 code for a protein of 1015 amino acids. The transcript is spliced from 10 exons. Lineage: Eukaryota; Fungi; Basidiomycota; Tremellomycetes; Tremellales; Cryptococcaceae. Gene Ontology annotation, molecular function: protein binding. Gene Ontology annotation, cellular component: cytoplasm; exocyst. The record is from RefSeq and is a predicted model, not a curated record.
AUGGACAAGUGGGCCCCCAUCGCACCCUCGAAUCCCUCGACCUCGACCGCCCAUCUGUCCUCCCGCUUCGCCUCUGUUCUCAAACCAACAAAACCCGGCGCACAUAAUGCCAAGUCCAGCGGGCCUCUCAUAGGGAGAUGGCCUGAAGAUGUCCUCCUCAGGAUAGUGGAGCUGGCACCGGUGUGUGAUCUCCCGAAUAUGGCGAGAGCGAAUAGGGCAUUUGCGAAGAUAGUGAAGGAUGAGCGGGGGUGGGAGUGGAGGUGCAAGCUCUUGGGGCUCAAGCCGGAAAGUAAACCCCCAACUCUUUCUCCUAGGAGAGAUCAAACUCUGAAAACUUCACCACUACGGCCAAAGAAAACAUCGUUCUCCGCUCAACAUUCGUCGCCGCUUAUAGACGACGACUUUGGAGACUUUUCGGGGCAGAACAAUGAUACUUUUGAGGAUGUCGACUUUGGAGACUUCGAAGUGGGAAAAUCUGCAGGCUCCCCCGAUCCGGGCGUGUCUUCGGGGGGCCCAAAAGAAGCCAAUCUUCUCGACUUUGACGAUCUACCACUGCCUUCCCGGCCAACGGGCAAGCAAGGUGGCCAGGCGAGAACAACAGGGUUCUUUGCUCUCACUCCUUCGGCUCCUCGGCAUGUGGUAGCCUUCCCAUCCAGUGCCCCGGGGGCAUUCUACAAUGCCUAUAAACAACACCAUCUAUCACUUGUGCCCCUCUGCCACCACCUUCGCUCGUCGCCUUCACCAAGUUCGACCCUUGCACUGCUCUUCCCGCCAUCGCCCAUCACAUCAUUACCACCCUCAUUACCCAAACAAUCUGAGGUCCUCUUAUCCCUUCUUCUCUUCCUUACACCGCAACUACAGCCACUGCAUGACUGGGGUUUCCUGCGGCAAGCUCUCUUGACUGCCGCGGAUCGCUUCGACUCAACUUGUCUUGUAGCGUUUGAAGUCGCCGAUGGUAGGAAGGAUGAAGAGGGAAUGAAGGUCGCAGCAGAGAGUAGCUGGGCUGUGUGGGAGGCUGGAGGGGGAAAGAGAGAGCAAUGGGAGUGCGGGAGGGUCUGGGUGGAGAAGAGGGAAGUCUUCUAUGACUCUGCCAAAUGGGAUUCUGCAGAGAACAUAAUAAAAGCACAAAUGCCAGCAGGAGGUACCACCCGUCAACUCGAUUUCACCCCGAUGGACGCUUUUAUCAGUCACGUCUUGGAAGCUUUCAAAAUAGACGCCGAGACCGCUCAUCGCGUAUUUCCUGUCAAUGCUCGAGUCAUCCUAUCAUUCUGCGACAGGCUUGCCAACGAAGUGAUUGGCGAUUACAUCCACCCACUUCUAUCGCAGGCUCGUGCUGUCUCUCAAGCGCUUUUUCUGAGAGCAACUGCUGCCACGUUCGUGCAAUCGUGGAAGCUUGUCGAUGUCGUCAUGGAGGUGCUUGGGUCAAAGCAGAAGGUCAUUACAAGGGAGCAAGUCGAAGAUUCUGUUUUCAAGAUGUUCGAAGAGCAUCUGGAUGAGUAUCUGGACGACGAGACGGAGUGGGUCCAGCAACAUCUCGAAGACAUCUGUCGGGCAUGGGAAACUCAGCUUGGCACCUCGGAUUCUCCCACCCAGACCAAAUCCACACCUACAUUCCUCACAUCAUCCAAUCCGGAUCAAGUCAAACGCAACGUCCUUGCCUCUUUCAAAGACGCCCUUUUACUCCCGGUAACCAUCGUCCCCCGCACAGUCACUUUUGGUGUCAACGCCAUCGUCACUGGAGGUACCCAGGCUGUGAACGGUCUGGCGAUGUUGAACCCACAAAAGUGGACUGGCAAGAAUGGUGCGGUGAAGGAAGGAGAGGAGGGUGGGGUCGUCUUUGAAGUCAGCGAUGUUGAUGAGAAGGCGGCUGGAGAUAUGGGGGCUGUGGACGUCGGUGCUGGGAUCGAGGAAACGGAAGACGCCGAGGAGGUCAAAGAAGCACUCGAUACUAGCUUGGCGGUCCCGGAAACGAAUGGCCAUUCUUCCAGCCCCUCACAGCUGAACCCGCGUUCGGUCACUCCAGAUCCGUCGGAUGACAAGUCCUUUGACAGACUCCAGCUCUUGGUGUCCCUAGACACGGCCCUCGAGCUUAUUCAAGUGGACCGAGACUCACUGAAAAGAGCAGAGACAUUUGCCAGAUACCCUGGCAAGGCCGGGUAUAAAGUGCGAGAUGCGAUCGAGGAGGUGUUCAUCCUGUUGCUCAAGGCUGCAGGCGACAGACAUAUCGCCCCUGGAUUCCGAAUCGCUACCAACCAAAUGAGCACCUACAAGCCAGCCGAGCAUGAAGAAACCACCAGUGUCGCACCCUUACUACAAUUCUUCGAACUCGUCCACAUCGGCGAUACUAUUCAGUCAAUGGUUCAAGUCUACUUCGAUCAGGAGCUGUCUCCAUAUGUCGACAAAACAGACUUCUUGAACGCAGUUAUGCGAGAAAAGAAGAGGUUUGAGGGCGUACUGGACGAUGCUGUGGCGGCCGGUUUGAAUGCUGGUAUCGAAGUUCUGAUGAAUCAGGUCGAGCACAUCAUUCAAGUCAAGACUGCCCCGAGAGAAUACUAUCCAGAAGCAGACAAACCUCUUGACCUUGGCCCGACAGAAGGAUGUAAGGAAGCUGUUCGAUGUCUGGAGAUGCACUGCAAUCUCUUGAGAGGAAGUACUUCGAAGGAUGUUCUGGAAGUAUUCUAUCAGGAGGUCGGCAUCCGUCUGGAAACCAUCAUCCAACGGCACCUGAAACGCCAGAUUAUCUCAUUGGAAGGUGGCUUUCAGAUCAUCGCCGAUUUGAAUGCCUACUAUGCCUUUGUGGCGUCUCUCAAACAACAGCGCAUCACAGAGGACUUCUCAAACUUGAAGAUGCUGGGCAACGUCUUCAUCGUGUCUGAUGCGAAAGAUCUCGCGCAGAUCGUGAGAGAUGUGACCAGAUACGGAGGCACUUUCACGCCUGAAGACAUCUACGAAUUCAUUCAGAGAAGAGCAGACUGGAAGAAGAUCGAAAAGACGGUCGACAAGGCCAUGUACGCUCUUUCAGUCCGAGAGGACUGUGUAAUCAUGUAG